Drosophila subpulchrella is the source of this 2128-nucleotide messenger RNA. Its product is annotated as esterase B1. The coding region runs from base 116 to 1816 and encodes 566 amino acids. The transcript is spliced from 3 exons. The record is from RefSeq and is a predicted model, not a curated record. NCBI's taxonomy places the organism in Eukaryota, Metazoa, Arthropoda, Insecta, Diptera, Drosophilidae.
CGUUCAGUCUCACGGGAAACGUCGAUCGAUCCAAAAACCCCGCAAACGCAUUUAAAAACCUAGUGUCCGAAUUCAGGCUCACAGAAACCAAAGCAAUUGAAGUGCGGUCAAAAUUAUGGAAGUGAAUGUGGGAUGGCCAAAGUUGCUCAAGAUGAGCGCCCAGUUGGUGGGACACAAGUUUCAGCAGUACCGCCUGUCCACAGGUCACACUGUGAUUUUGGACACCAAUUACGGACAGGUUCGAGGACUUCUAAGAAAGACGGUCUAUGAUAAGGAACUUUACUUCGCCUUUGAGGGCAUUCCAUAUGCCAAGCCGCCGGUGGGUGAGCUCAGAUUCAGGGCACCUCAGCCACCGGAACCCUGGCAAGGAGUACUCAAUUGUACCACCAACCGAUCCAAGCCCCUGCAGAGAAAUAUGCUUUUGGGGAUCGUAGAAGGCAGCGAGGAUUGUCUGCACCUAAAUGUGUAUGCGAAAACUCUGAAGUCUGAGAAACCCUUACCCGUGAUCGUGUGGAUUUACGGAGGGGGUUUCCAGAAGGGCGAAGCCUCCAGGGAUGUUUACAGCCCCGAUUACUUCAUGAAGCAGCCGGUGGUGCUCGUUUCCAUCAACUACAGGUUGGCAGCACUGGGUUUUCUCAGUCUUAAGGAUCCGAAGCUAGAUGUUCCUGGAAAUGCGGGGCUGAAAGACCAAAUAAUGGCACUGCGCUGGAUCAGCCAAAAUAUCGCCCACUUCAACGGCGACCCCAACAAUAUUACAAUAAUGGGGGAAAGUGCAGGUUCGGCUUCCGUUCACAUGAUGAUGACCACGGAGCAAACACGUGGUCUGUUCCACAAGGCCAUCAUGCAAUCCGGAUGUGCUCUUUGCGAAUGGGCGGAAAGUCCGGAUCACAAUUGGGCUUUCCGUCUGGCUCAGAAUUUGGGCUAUAAAGGCCCAGAUAAGGAUGCAGAUAUAUUAAGUUUUCUCGGCAAGACUUCUGCUCGUAAGAUAGCGGCCAUUGACCAGGACGUGAUCACCCAGGAUGAAAUUCGGAGUUUCCUACUGUACGCCUUUGGUCCGGUGGUGGAGCCCUAUGAGACCGACCACUGUGUGGUACCCAAAAGACACAAAGAGCUGUUGUCCAAGGCCUGGGGCAACGAUAUACCCGUUAUUAUGGGAGGAAAUUCAUUUGAGGGCUUGUUUUCCUACCAAGUGCUAAGAAAUGAUCCUUGGGGCCUGAAGAACUUCCACAACAUUCUGCCAAGGGAGGUGAGAGAAGCCAGCUGUCUGGAGGAACAGGAUCUACUUGUUCGGCGUAUGAAAAAGCUCUACUUUAAGGACGAAAUGCGGGACUCAAUGAAGGUGUUUGAGGCCCUAAACAUAUUUUCCCAUCGCCAGAUUUGGCACGACAUGCAUCGCUUGGUUCUCGCCCGUCACACGUAUGCUCCCAAGUCGACAACCUAUCUAUACCGAUUCGACUUCGACUCCCCGCACUUUAAUCAAUUCCGCCGAUUCGUUUGCGGAGAUCGCAUUCGCGGAGUGGCCCAUGCCGAUGAAUUGUCGUAUCUCUUUUACAACAUUAUAGCCACAAAGUUGGAGAAAACAUCGAUGGAGUACCAAACCAUAGAGAGAAUGGUGGGCAUGUGGACAUCGUUUGCCUCCAGUGGGAAUCCUAACUGUCUGGAACUGGGAACUGCCAAGUGGGACCCCGUUCAGCUGAUAGACAACGGCGUAGAAAAGUGCUUCAACAUCAGCUAUGAACUGGAUAUGCGAGAUCUGCCCGAGGCGGAGUUCUUGGCAGUGUGGGAUUCAUUCUAUCCCAGGGAAGACCUUUUCUAGUUCUGAAAUCUUAAUAUAAUAUCUGUGAACUAAAAUAUAUUGUGGGUAGUAAGAGUAGCUGCAUUCGGGCGACUUUCGGAUUUCACUUUAGAAGUCAUAAAUGAUAACAAGUCACCUAAUCUUGUAAAUUGUCCGGUUUCCUUAGUAUAGCGUUAAUAUUGUACAUUUUAAAAAUAACUAUUGUACAAUUUGUUGAGAUUACAUAUUUUAUGACGGCCAUUAUUUUUAUAGUAUGAGAGUUCUACUUUUUUGUAUUUUUUUAAUAUGUUUUUAACUUCACAAAAUAAAUACAUUAAAUACUUUAAAAGAGAA